AUGGACAUACUCACUUAUUCAUCUAGUGCAUUCAUAAUAGUUACUGUUUUAUAUCGUCCUUUCAUUACAAAAUUGGAUCGAGUGAAAUAUUUCAUGUUCACCGCAACAUCGUUUUGUGUAACUCUUUUGUAUAUCAUCUUGUCUUAUUCAACAGGGAAUGAUAGUGGAUCAGCAAAAGUAAAUCUAACGUUCCCAUUAGUCGAUGCAACUACUAUUGGUGCCAUUACUGCACUAUCAGUAUCGAUAAGUGGACUUUUUACGCGCUGGGACCUUCCUAUUCUUUUUAUACGACCAGGAGUCAGUUCUUGUUUGUACAACAUGAUCAGCCGCCGUGGAUUGUUUUUUAUUGCCUUGUCCAGCCAGAUGAAUUAUUUUGCACAAUGGUCUGUCCUUUGGUUCGCAUCUUUUCUUUGCAUAUGGUCGGUAUCUGGUGGAUAUCUUCUGCGCCGGCGACAAUCUUUAAUUUGUUCGUCCUCAGUAGCAGCAGUUUUGGGGAUGUCAUGCACUCACUUGUCUUCAAGUAUGUCAAUUAUGAACAACUGGAAAUUUGUCAACUGGUUUGCGUUUACUAGCCUCGUGGUGGCGGGAUGUUGCGUCUUGGAUCAUCUUGACGCACUCCUCAAUACGUUCCCACACCUUGUUUUGACCAACCCACGCGACCAUUACAUUAUACAAAACCCCCUUGGAGGCGAUUAUUGGCGGUGUUUUGUGUGGCUUCUAUUCCACAUGCCUUCCGAGAAUAAUAUACCCUCAGGCCCUAUCGAUGAUCUUCGGGUGGUUAUACGACUACUAGGACCAGUUUCGCGAUCCUGGAAGGCCAUGUCAGCACUUUUCCCAACAAACCUCCGACACGAACUUUGCCUUCUUUACGCAUUUUUUCGUACUGCCGAUGAUUUGAUUGAUAAUGCAUCUAGCAAGAAACAAGGGAUAAAACAUCUUGAGAUGCUCAAAUGUUUUCUUGAAGAAGUAUUCAGUUGCAACAAACAGUAUUCUCCUUUGGCCAAUGAUCCUAGCUUAUCAUCGCACAUCCACUGGAGCUUUUAUGCCGGUCUAUUAUCUCCAGACGCAUUAUCUGUUUUUCGAUCCUUUGCAAGAGUUUCUGUGUGCCUUGAUCAGACAGUUGUAAAUGAGUUGGUGAACGCAUGGAAGCUUGACCUCAAAGGCGAAUCUCUCAAACACGAAGAAGAUUUACUAAACUACGCAGAUCUGAUAUCGGGCACUUUUGGUGAAAUGUGUGCUCAUGUCAUAAUGUAUAAAGGUGGUCAUGGCAAUUGGAACCUCAAUCGACAGGUGCGUAAGGAGAAUAUUCUCAAACAAGCACGAGCGGUUGGACAGCAGUGUCUUCAAUUGGUCAACAUUUCUAGAGAUAUUCUCUCUGACAGCUUAGACGGAAAAUGCUACGUGCCUUUACAAUACAUGCUAAAUCCUCUUCAGGAGUACAGGUCACUGACUGUGUGCCGCGCACCAUUUAAACUUGGGAGACAGACAUUGAAAGCGUAUGCACUGAAAAUGUUAGAGUUGGCAGAUCAACAAACGGAUCUAGCUUACAAAGGAAUCGAAGGCCUUCCAUAUGAAGUACGCGACGGUUUUAGGGGCGCGUUUGAAGUUUACAUGGCCAUAUCAAGCGAACUUCGACAGAAUUCCAGCUUCCCUUUGAGGGCAAAAGUACCCGUUUGGAGACAAAGACUUAUUGGCAUUGGUCACCUUUAUGGCUUAUUUAGACUUUUAGAUAAUUUACAAAAUACAUAUGAGCGUCUAGUCCACUUGUCAAUUCACUUUCGUUUUUGA
Molecule: messenger RNA, 1788 nt
Organism: Phycomyces blakesleeanus NRRL 1555(-)
Lineage: Eukaryota; Fungi; Mucoromycota; Mucoromycetes; Mucorales; Phycomycetaceae
Gene: carRA3
Product: Phytoene Synthase/Lycopene cyclase
Exons: 3
Coding region: 1-1788 (595 amino acids)
Biological process (GO): biosynthetic process
Source: RefSeq, a predicted model, not a curated record